AUCAUAUUGUGCCCAAUGGAGGAUUAUACAAAAGGCCUUUCAAUGAAGAUUUUGAAGAAACACCGAUGCUGGUUGCUGUGCUGACCUACGUUGGAUACGGUGUUCUCACUCUCUUUGGAUAUCUGCGAGAUUUCAUGCGGCAGUGGAAGAUUGAGAAGUGUCAAAAUGCAACAGAAAGAGAAGAACAAAAGGAUUUUGUCCCAUUGUACCAGGACUUUGAAAAUUUCUACAACAGAAACCUCUACAUGCGCAUUCGGGACAGCUGGAACCGUCCCAUCUGCAGUGUGCCAGGGGCCAAAGUGGACAUGAUGGAGAGAGUUUCCCAUGACUAUAACUGGACCUUCACGUAUACGGGGAGAGUGAUAAAGGACAUUAUUAAUAUGGGUUCCUACAACUACCUUGGAUUUGCACAGAAGGCUGGGACUUGCCAAGAAGCAGCAGCUAAAGUUUUAUCCCAGUAUGGAGCUGGGGUGUGCAGCACUAGGCAGGAGAUGGGAAACUUGGACAAACAUGAGGAGCUGGAAAAGCUAGUUGCCAGAUUCCUAGGUGUGGAAUCUGCAAUGGCAUAUGGAAUGGGGUUUGCAACCAACUCUAUGAACAUUCCUGCUUUAGUUGGCAAGGGCUGUCUGAUUUUGAGUGAUGAACUGAAUCAUGCGUCACUAGUGCUUGGAGCAAGACUGUCAGGCGCAACUAUUCGAAUCUUUAAGCACAACAAUAUGCAAAGCCUGGAGAAGCUGCUCAAAGAUGCUAUUGUGCAUGGGCAACCUCGUACACGGAGGCCCUGGAAAAAAAUUCUUAUCUUGGUGGAAGGAAUAUACAGUAUGGAGGGAUCCAUAGUCCGUUUGCCUGAAGUGAUUGCCCUAAAGAAGAAGUACAAAUCCUAUCUAUACCUUGAUGAGGCUCAUAGUAUAGGUGCCCUGGGUCCCACUGGCCGGGGUGUAGUGGAGUAUUUUGGACUCAAUCCUGAAGAUGUGGAUGUUAUGAUGGGGACAUUCACCAAGAGCUUUGGAGCUGCUGGAGGAUACAUUGGGGGCAAGAAGGAACUGAUUGAUUACCUCAGGACAUACUCUCACAGUGCUGUGUAUGCAACAUCAAUGUCACCUCCUGUUGUGGAGCAAAUCAUCACCUCCAUGAAGUGCAUUAUGGGUGAAGAUGGUACAACUGUUGGGAAAGCACGUGUGCAGCAGCUAGCAGAGAACACGAGAUAUUUCAGGAGACGACUGAAAGAGAUGGGCUUUAUCAUCUAUGGAAAUGAAGAUUCCCCUGUUGUGCCUCUGAUGCUGUACAUGCCAGCAAAAAUUGGUGCAUUUGGGCGUGAGAUGCUGAAGCGGAACAUCGGUGUUGUGGUUGUGGGCUUCCCUGCCACCCCCAUCAUCGAGUCCAGAGCCAGAUUCUGCUUGUCUGCAGCUCAUACCAAAGAGAUGCUUGAUACAGCUUUAAAAGAAAUCAAUGAAGUUGGGGACCUUUUGCAACUGAAAUAUUCCCGUCACCGUUUGGUACCUCUCUUGGACCGUCCGUUUGACGAGACAACAUAUGAAGAAACUGAAGACUGAACUCCCUCCGUGUGCCUUGGUGGGAGGAACACACCCCAUGGGACACUCCGUGCCACGCAGGCCACAGCGUCCAUGAACAACACACUUGUGACUGCUUAGAAUAAAAGACAUUUCCUCACAAUACUGAAGUGGCCACAUCAGCUCUAAAUGGCAUUUUGUAAAUAGGGAGAGGAGAAAAAAAAAAAAAGCUUUGAUUCCUGUGUCUUCGGGGUCUGGCCCUAGAGGUGCUUGGCUUUAUUUUUUUCUUGUUGCUUUUUUUAUUUAUUUGUCUCAAUGAAUUCACAGCAACCCAAGUUGGCUGUGCCUGUAUGCACCAUUAGCUUCCCAAAUGCUGGCUGAGAUGUUGUGAGCAUGUGUGACGCUGGCAUGGCAGCAUUUCCAGUGUCACUGCUAGGUGUCUGACCUUCCAGUAAGGAGUGAGCUGACCUGUCCGUUCCUGGAGACUUCCUAGAGAAACUGUUGAUUGCUAACUUUAACGUACUUAACAAGAUGGAUAAUCAACCAAAGUUUUUUUGGGUUUUUGUUUGUUUUUUUUUUCUUUUACAGUUACUUGUGUUUAAAACUUGAAUUUAGCCUUUUUAAAAUAAAUGUGUUGUUGACAUGUCACUGACAGGACCAUUGUUCCCAAACAUUAUUUAGUUUUGUAAGCCACAGGCAGGAGGACUUCUGGGACUGUAGCUUCCUUUCUUCCCAGUAUGGAUACCAGAUUGUUUCCUGGUUUUGACACUAAUUGUCUUCUUGAUAUAGGGUAAGUGAUGGAGAGGAAGGGGUUUUGUUACUUUAUUCUUUUUAAUGGGCUGUGUUUUGUCUUCCUUCUGGCAUACUUCUGUUUAAAAAAAAAAAAAAAGAGGAAAAGGUGGGUUUAUUAUGUGUUGCUUUCUCAUCUUCAGGGUAAUUUCUCUUUCUUUAGAAUGCUCAUAAAAUGAUGCACAAGUCACUGCUAACUUCUAGAAGGGUGCUCUUGGGAUUAAGUAAACCAUAGCAAGCCUUGUGCUUCUUGUUAAGACCAGAACUCCUCAACAAGCAGGCCUGUACAAUGGAUGACUAUUAGGAGAACCACUUAUUUUGUGCAGAUCUGUGAAAGACAGAUUGCUAUUGUUUGCUGCACUAAUUCACUGUUUCUUGUCAUAUACGAGGUGUUCUUCAUUGGCCUUGUUGUGCAAGGCUUUUAUGCAGAGUCUAGACAGCUUGGAUCUCUUAUCAUACAUCACAUUUCAGCCAGCCAGCAGUCUCAGCUGGCAGCUGAAGAGAGAAUGUCCUCACAAUUGCAUUUAGUUUGAGAUCUUUAUUCUUUGCAUUCUUGUUACUGUGAGAUAAAUUAUUGUUCACUGAGCCAGUUCCUAUUUGGAAUCCUUAUUUGCAAGUUCCACACUGUCUUACUCUGAUGGAAGUUUAAAAUAGACACCUUUGCUCUAGCACACCUUAGAGAUAGUCUGCUACUUGGGCAUUGCAUCUUGAAUUCUUUCAGUGAACAGAAUGGACCAUUGGAGAGAUACCAAAAUUUUAUAACAGGCGCCAGUUGCAGAAUAGUUUGUUUCUGUAUUUUGUACCUUGGACAUGUAGGGUUUCUACAAAGAUAGUAAAGCUUUAACAUGGUGUCAGUUGGAUAGGGCCAGCUCUUCAGAUUUGGUUAGCAUGAUGCUUUUUGCAGGUGACUGGAGUUUUUUAAACAUACUCUUCAUUGUAAUGCUGAAGCAGAGUGCAGCUCAAAGCUCUUCACCUGGUGCUGCCAAAAAAUUUAAUAAUUUUUUUAAAGUUCUUUUAUGUUCAUUCUGCAACUAACAGGGAAGGAGUGCUUUGGUUGCUAGAACCAAGCAGUUCCACAAAUACAUCUGGGGAUUUAAAGCGUAUUUGGCUUCUAUUUUAUAGAGAAUCUUUCUUCAUGCAUUCGUAGAUCUUUUUCCAUUUUAAUGUAACAGAACUUCAAAAUGUUGAUUCAGUUUUUUUACCAUUGCAUUCACAAAUUUAAUUAGAUGAGAAAAACUAAAAUGGACUGUUUCAAAAUAGGUCAAAUGGUUUCUGUCUUAGUCCGCUAACGCUGAUUUGCUCCCCUUCUGGAGCAAUGUGUGUGCACGGUCGGAGAAAUCUGUAACCCGUGUGUGCAACUCUGAUAGUUAUGGAAUAAUCUCAUUUGUUCAGCCACAGAGUGGGUAAAUGGCAAUUAAUGAGCUUACUUUCUCUCCUGCAUUCUGCCCAGGACUAGCUCUAACAUUCCAGCAGAUGACUUUCUUUUCUGACUUCAAGAAGCUUUACCUCAAAGAAUUACUGUUUGUUUGUUUUGUUUUUUUUUCUUUCUGGAUUUUUAGUAGGGAACAAGAGGAGGUUGGUGCAGGAAGCUCUGACUCUGGUCCUCUUGAUUUGAUCAUGGAACAAUAUAAGAUUGGACAAAACUGACCAAGUUGAAGGCACAGGCCUGGGUCAGUAGGGAGCUGUUUUGAGCAUUCCCAGAUGUACAGCGUGCUUGUGUCUGCCGCAGUAGUUAAGUCAGUUUGAAAACUGUGAUGUAUUAAGUUAGGAGUGGGUUAUUGUAGAUCCCACAAGUCUCUAGUCUUAAUCUUGUCUCUGGGAUUCAGUUUUAGGACAGCUUGUCUUUAGAAGGGAGAAAAACAUCUGGGUAAAUCUCAGUAAUUUGGGUAACUCCUGAAUAACACUUCUGAAGUUGUCAGUGUUUUAAAAUUACUGGUCCCCAUUGGAAUUCCAGUUGUGCUUGUUGAGGAAAUUGUGUCCAUGCUGAACUUCUGCCAUUUAGUAUCUUUCUGCUGUGUCACACUGCCUGCAUCUGACUUUGAAUUCUGGGUUGCACAGACAUUUCAGAAAUCAUUCAGGCAGUUAGUAACAUUUGCAAACUGCUUGGUUACAUUUCAGCCCUGCCAUAUCCUCUUUGGGAAGCAACCUUCUCCCCCCCAUCCCUCGGGAGGCCUUUUAAUCAAGGGAACCUGUUUUGCCAAAGUCUGGUACCUAUUGAAACCGCUUCUGAAAAAGUAAGAAGUUACAAGUCCAAGAUUUCACACUUUUCAGUCAGUAAUUCACCGAGCGUGAAAGCCAGGAAAAUCUUUUCACAUCUACUAAAAAAACCUCGUCUCCCACAAGCGAAGGAGCAGACCACUACUGGUUUGUGCUGGGCAAACCUACAGUGCGGAUGCUGUUACGGGAUGGAUUGCUGCUUUGAUAUUUAUGUCCUGACCAGAAAUCUGUCUCCUCUUUAUCCUGGCAGUAGAAGUGAAUGAAAGAACCAAUCUUGAGAGAUCACAAAGGAAGAAAAGCUGCUUAAGAAAUAGACUCUGGGCCCUGCCAACUUUUCUGAGACAUUCUAAUUGAAAAUGACUCCUGGUAUUUCUUAAGAGAUGCAAAAUUCAAAAGAAAAUGAAGGCUGCUUUUGAACAAAGGAUUUUGCCCUGUACUGUACAUUGCCUAAACUUACUCAUAAAUAUACAAUAGUUACCUUCCCAGAACCUCUCUGAAGAACUUAGCAAGCAAGAUUUUGCCUCUGCUAAGCAGAGUGCAGAGUUUAGAACCAUUAUAGUUUUCCAGACUGAUGGUUGUAUUCCUUUACUCUUAAGAAAAAUGAGAAGCUUCUAUUACCAAGCAUCAGUGAAGAGUGAGAGAUCUGCUUCUUGUUAGAAACUGGCCUUCCCAAGUAGACCUUUGUCUUAAGGAGCCUGAUUCAUAAUUUUUCUUUAGUCUUUGGCAGAGAAGAAACCAAGGGGCUUUUCGUGUCAAAAUAUUCAGGGCUUGCUUUGUUGUUUUUUUGUGGUUUGUUUUUUUUCUUUUUUACACAAGACAAACUUUUGUAUAUUAUCUGUUUAUAUGGUAUAUUUAACUCUUUGUUUAGUUCCUUUAUUAUUUUUUUUUUCUAAGUGGCAUUCUUAAAGAGCUGUUCUGGUUCUUGGGUUACUGGUGUAGCAGGCUUCUGCUUUAGGCAAAGGCUCAGGAGUGAAUUGACUGAACAUCUUACUGUGAUGAAGUCGUUCAGUGAAGGAAUUGCAUCAUCCAUCCUCCUCUUGCUGUUUCUUCCAAGAGUGCAGAGCUGCACCUCCUCACAGAGCAGGAAAGGGAAUGUGCCCAUGAAAUCAGUGACCCAGCCCUGUGCUGUGUGGAUGAAGGACCAAUAUGGCAGAGAUGGAGAAGGGGGAGUCAGUCAUCACUUAUUCUCAGCUAUACAGGGGUCUUUGAGCAAGCAUCCCUAGGACAGGAAUGCAACUUCCAGGGCCCAAAGGGACACUCCUCUAAAACUUUUCCACAUUGAGUAAAUGCUUCCUCUCCUUCUGUGCUAAUUUUAAUUUCUUUACCUCUGGAAAGUAUUUGGCUUACAGCUGUUGGCUUAUCCAGAAGCCAUGUUGUCCGUUCAGGCAGAUGGUAGGAAAGGUGGUAGGAAAGCUGUGAGUGUGGGCUCAUCUAAGAGAAGACCUUGCAGCACUGGAUCUGGAGCGUUGUGCAGGAGCUCCUUUGCUGCAUCGCAGAGAAGGAAACUUUUGGAGAUUUAUCCUGAGAUAUAAUGCUCAGUCAAAGUGUAUACAGUUUAUGCGUACUAUUUUAACAGUUUAUACUCAGCCUGUGAAAGUGUCCGGCAUGCUGGGGUCUGUGUGGGUGGCACCUUUUGCCCAGAGAUCGGAGGCACCCGCUGUCUGUUCUGUUCUGGCACUGGUGAAGGACUCAGCUGUCAGGCAAUGCCCAGUGUGACCCCUCUGCAGGCCCAUCGCUGGCUUCAGUGCUGGACCUGGCACCCAAGUGGUGUGGGACCACUCUUUGGGAAAGGCACCAGUCAUUUUACAGGUGUACCUUGAACAUAGUUUUAAGAGAAAAAAAAAAAAACCUCAAGCAAGUCAGAUGCCAUUGUGGUGGCUUGUGUUCCUGUAAACAUCCCCAGCCUUGCAGUUUUUCACCC
Messenger RNA from Calidris pugnax (ruff), 6438 nucleotides. It is a transcript of the gene SPTLC2, whose product is annotated as serine palmitoyltransferase, long chain base subunit 2. Gene Ontology annotation, cellular component: serine palmitoyltransferase complex. The transcript has 11 exons. The coding region runs from base 66 to 1553 and encodes 495 amino acids. The record is from RefSeq and is a predicted model, not a curated record. Gene Ontology annotation, molecular function: serine C-palmitoyltransferase activity; pyridoxal phosphate binding. NCBI's taxonomy places the organism in Eukaryota, Metazoa, Chordata, Aves, Charadriiformes, Scolopacidae. Gene Ontology annotation, biological process: ceramide biosynthetic process; sphingosine biosynthetic process.